GUUUUCUUACACAUACUCGAAGGAAAACGGACAGAAAGCAAUCUUUAACAUGCAGAAAGGGGGUUGCUUUUGAUAGCUCAGAUUCGAUCGAGGGAGGCAGAGAAGAAUGUGUCGGGGGAUGGUGGUGGGUUUGAUGAUGAUGCCCAUGCACGCUCUCCACCUCUUCCCCUGUCCUAUUCUCCUCUCUCUUUCUCUAUGGCACGCCUACCAUUCCUCCUCUUUCAUGUGCAUGUCAGGUGAAUCCCCCAGCAUCCGCAACCAGGGAAUAGGUAAAAGGCAGAAGCAAUAUGUUCUUACUCUCCUUGGACUUUGGACAUCUUCCCAUUAGUCUUUUGUGUUGCAUGCUUACUGUAUACCUAACCGAAGGACCACCCUAGCCAAUCCUCAAGUGUGUAGAAUACAAAGAAACCUGAUAGGAAAGCAAGCAAAAGCAGAGCAGGAGAGCAGAAACUGGGGAAAGAAAUGGGUUCCUCCAUACCCCCAACUCAUCGGUUGCACCAAAAGCAUCAAAAGGAAGGCAAGCAUGCACCCACCACCCACUCACCAAUGUUCAAUCUCAGCACAUACCCAAACUCCUCUCUCUCUCUCUCUCUCUCUCUCUCGCUCGCUGCCUUGUUUUAAACCCUACCUUGCUCUCCUUUUCUCAGCUCCUUCCAAGCAACUAUUCUCUUCUUGUUUUGUCUCUCUAUGUGGAGCGGAGACCCCUUCGUUAGAUGGACACCUUAUUUAGAUUGUUCAGUCCACAAUCUUCCCGUGACCUGAGUCGCAAUUCAAGUAGCUCGAGAUCCUCUGAGCCUCACCAGAUCCAUUACCAGCACUCCUUCUUGCACCAAAACUCCUUUGCUCGUCAGCAAGAGGUGGAGUUCUACCGAGAAGAAUGCGGCACCGAGCAUCACCUUUACAUGGAUGAAGACUUCUCCUCCUCCUCGUCCUCGAAGCACUUCCAGAACCCACAUCAACCUCCCUCAACCACCACCACCACCACCACCACCACCACGCCAACCCCGACUCCCAUCUUCGAUCCUGCUGACCUGUCCUUGACUCAGGACCUCAACCUCGACUUCGCCUCGCCUUCCUCGUCCUCUGUCGGUGCCUCCGGUGCCGGCCGGAGAUGGUCGUCGCAGCUGCUGAUCGAGUGCGCCCGCGCCGUCGCGGCGCGCGACAGCCACCGGGUGCAGCAGCUCAUGUGGAUGCUGAACGAGCUCUCGUCGCCUUAUGGCGACACAGAGCAGAAGCUAGCGGCUUACUUCCUCCAGGGCUUCUUUGCUCGCCUGACGUCCUCCGGGCCCCGGACGCUGCGUACCCUUUCCGCCGCCUCCGAUCGCAACUGCUCCUUCGACUCUACACGUCGCACCGCGCUCCGGUUCCAGGAGCUCAGCCCCUGGUCCUCCUUUGGUCACGUCGCCGCCAACGGGGCCAUCCUCGAGGCCUUCCUCGAUCCGUCCUCGGCGUCGCAGAGAUUGCACAUACUCGAUCUCAGCAACACCUUCUGCACCCAGUGGCCGACGCUGCUGGAGGCGCUGGCUACGCGGUCCGCCGACGACACGCCCCACCUCUCGAUCACGACGGUCGUGUGGUCGGCCUCGCCGUCGACGGCCGUGCAGACGGUCAUGAGGGAGAUCGGGCAGCGGAUGGAGAAGUUUGCGCGGUUGAUGGGAGUGCCCUUCCGGUUCAACGUAGUCCACCACGCCGGCGACCUGUCGGACCUCGACCUCGACACCCUCGACCUGAGGGAGGGCGACAGCUCGGCCCUGGCCGUGAACUGCAUCAACGCGCUCCACGGCGUCUCCCCCGCAAACCGCCGCCGCGAGACACUCAUCGCCGCCAUCCGGCGCCUCCAGCCGCGGAUCGUGACAGUGGUCGAGGAGGAGGCCGACCUGGAAGGGGGAGGAGGAGGAGGAGGCGAGGAGGAAGGGGAGGCGUUCUUCAAGGUCUUCAAGGAGAAUCUCAGGUUCUUCUCCGCCUACUUCGAGUCGCUGGAGGAAAGCUUCCCAAAGACGAGCAACGAGCGGCUGGCCCUGGAGCGGGAGGCGGGGCGGUCAGUGGUCGACCUGGUGGCAUGCCCCGCGGCGGAGUCAGCCGAGCGCCGGGAUACGGCGGCCGGAUGGUCGAGGAGGAUGCGGUCGGCGGGGUUCGCGCCAGCGGCGUUCAGCGAGGACGUGACGGACGACGUGAGGGCGCUCCUUAGGAGGUACAAGGAAGGAUGGACGAUGCGACCUAUGGCAGAGGAUUCGGAAGACGCAUCCGCCGGCAUAUUCCUGGAGUGGAAAGAGCAGCCGGUGGUGUGGGCGAGUGCGUGGAAGCCGUGAGAGAAGAUGGCGGCAGAGGGAAGAGCGCCGAAGACCAUUUGGCACGUGGGAGGCAGCUAUUUUUUCCUCUUAUUUCUUAUUCGACCCAAAAAAAAAAACGUCGGCACGUGUUUAGAGAUGCAUGCAAUGGAAAUAUGUUAGUACACUAAAAAAAAAAAAAAAUCACAUUUCUAAGGUUCACAUCACAAAUUAUUUUCA
Messenger RNA from Musa acuminata AAA Group (dessert banana), 2507 nucleotides. Its product is annotated as protein SHORT-ROOT 1. Gene Ontology annotation, biological process: asymmetric cell division; radial pattern formation; negative regulation of mitotic cell cycle. The transcript has a single exon. NCBI's taxonomy places the organism in Eukaryota, Viridiplantae, Streptophyta, Magnoliopsida, Zingiberales, Musaceae. The record is from RefSeq and is a predicted model, not a curated record. Gene Ontology annotation, cellular component: nucleus. Gene Ontology annotation, molecular function: DNA-binding transcription factor activity; sequence-specific DNA binding. Bases 714 to 2309 code for a protein of 531 amino acids.